Penicillium macrosclerotiorum is the source of this 1578-nucleotide messenger RNA. It is a transcript of the gene coaT, whose product is annotated as acetyl-CoA hydrolase ACH1. NCBI's taxonomy places the organism in Eukaryota, Fungi, Ascomycota, Eurotiomycetes, Eurotiales, Aspergillaceae. The record is from RefSeq and is a predicted model, not a curated record. Gene Ontology annotation, biological process: acetate metabolic process. The coding region runs from base 1 to 1578 and encodes 525 amino acids. The transcript has 3 exons. Gene Ontology annotation, molecular function: acetate CoA-transferase activity; acetyl-CoA hydrolase activity. Gene Ontology annotation, cellular component: mitochondrion.
AUGGCUGCCUCUGCCGCACUCAAGAGCCGGGUACGCCGGCCGUCCUAUCUGAAGAAACUGGCCAAGGCAGAGGAUUUGAUUGAUCUGUUUCCCCAUGGCUCGUACAUCGGCUGGUCCGGUUUUACAGGUGUUGGAUAUCCCAAGAAAGUCCCCAUUGCUCUGGCAGAUCAUGUCGAAAAGAACAACUUGCAGGGCAAGCUCAAGUAUAACCUCUUCGUGGGCGCUUCGUCCGGGGCAGAGACAGAGAACCGCUGGGCGCGCCUCAACAUGAUUGAGCGGCGUAGCCCGCACCAGGUCGGAAAGGAAAUCGCGAAGGGCAUCAACAAUGGCCAGAUUAAGUUCUUCGACAAGCAUCUCAGCAUGUUUCCCUCGGAUUUGGUUUAUGGCUACUACACGCUGAACAAACCUAACAACAGACUGGAUGUGGCCGUUAUCGAGGCCUCUGCCAUCACUGAGAAUGGUGGUAUUAUCCCCGGUGCGUCCGUCGGUGCCUCGCCGGAAUUGGUCCAAAUGGCCGAUAAAGUCAUUAUUGAGGUGAACACCGCAAGCCCGUCUUUCGAGGGCCUGCACGACAUUGUGGGGUCCGACCUUCCCCCAGGCCGCAAGCCCUACCUGAUCAUGGCCCCCGAGGACCGAAUUGGUACCUCUUACAUCCCGGUUGAUCCGGAGAAGGUUGUUGCAAUCGUGGAAUCCGACUACCCCGACCAGACCCAACCGAACGCGCCCGAAGAUGAAGGUUCGCAAGCUAUCGCCACCAAUUUGAUCGAGUUCCUCAAGCAUGAGGUCAAACACGGCCGUUUACCCCCGAACCUGCUACCCAUCCAGUCCGGUAUUGGCAACAUCGCCAACGCUGUUGUCGGCGGCCUGAGCAAGGGUGGUGCUGACUUCACCAACCUGAAGGUCUGGACCGAAGUCCUGCAGGACUCAUUCCUGGACUUGUUUGACAGCGGAAACCUCGACUUCGCAACCGCGACCUCCAUUCGCUUCUCGCCCGAUGGAUUCAAGCGUUUCUACGACAACUGGGAGAAGUACGCCGGCAAGCUGCUCCUGCGCUCGCAGCAAGUCUCCAACUCGCCUGAGAUUAUUCGCCGCCUCGGCUGUAUCGGCAUGAACACCCCAGUCGAGGUCGACAUCUAUGCCCACGCCAACAGCACCUGUGUCAUGGGUUCGCGCAUGCUUAACGGUCUUGGUGGCUCCGCCGAUUUCUUGCGCAACGCCAAGUACAGCAUCAUGCACACCCCCAGCACUCGUCCUAGCAAGGUCGACCCCACCGGCGUCAGCUGCAUCGUUCCCUUCGCCACCCAUAUUGACCAGACCGAGCACGACCUGGACGUCAUCGUCACCGAGCAGGGCCUCGCUGAUGUCCGUGGUCUGUCUCCCCGCGAGCGUGCUCGCGUCAUCAUCAACAAGUGCUCCCACCCGGAUUACAAGCCUAUUCUGACUGACUACCUCGACCGCGCGGAGUUCGAGUGCCUGCGCAAGGGCAUGGGCCAUGAGCCGCAUCUGCUUUUCCAGGCGUUCAAGAUGCACAAAAACUUCCAGGAGAAGGGCACGAUGAAGAUUGACUCGUGGGAGUAA